UGUCAGCGGUAGCAUGUAGAUGGAAGUGUUUGAAGCAGAAACGAGUUAUAUUUAUAACGUACAUAACGUUUAGACGUUUUAUAUUGGCUGGCUAGCUAGCUAGCUAUAUCACUAACCUCAUUAGGAUAAACGAUUGCUUUCAGGGGUGAACUGUCUACGCUAUAUUAAAACUGCCUGUCGAAGUAGACGCUUCCACUGAAGGAGGAGACGAUUCUCCGAUUUGACAAUGAAUCAGUUUGACCAUUUGAAAGAUGACGACAGCGGAGACCACGAGGACUCGGUCGCGACCCGAGAAGAGAAGAACGACACCGACAGCGGCUCGGUCAACAACAACAAUAACAACGGCCGACGGAAGACCAUCUCCCCGGGAGUAGGGGAGCACCCGCUUCAGUACAACUACACCUUCUGGUACUCGCGGCGCACGCCCAGCCGACCGGCCAACACACAGAGCUACGAGCAGAACAUCCGGCAAAUCGGCACCGUGGCCUCGGUGGAGCAGUUCUGGAAGUUCUACAGUCACCUGGUCCGGCCUGGAGACCUGACGGGUCACAGCGACUUCCACCUCUUCAAGGAGGGCAUCAAGCCUAUGUGGGAGGACGAGGCCAACAAGAACGGGGGGAAGUGGAUCAUUCGGUUGCGGAAAGGGUUGGCCUCACGCUUCUGGGAGAACAUCAUCCUGGCCAUGCUGGGGGAGCAGUUCAUGGUGGGAGAGGAGAUCUGCGGAGUGGUGGUGUCCAUCCGCUUCCAGGAGGACAUCCUGUCCAUCUGGAACAAGACGGCCAACGACCAAGUGACCACGUCCCGCAUCCGGGACACGCUGCGCAGGGUGCUCAACCUGCCCCCCAACACCAUCAUGGAGUACAAGACACACAACGACAGCCUCAAGGACAACUCCAGCUUCCGCAACACGAAGAUCACAUUGUGAAGACCUGGAGAGCAAGGGAUGGAUGGAUGGAUGGAUGAAUGAAUGAGUGGGCGGGGGAUGAAUGAUGGACGGAUGAGUGGGUGCACCUCUUUCUCUCUCUCCCCUUCUUUUUCCCAAUGAUGGACUUUGUUGUCUCUGCGAUCAAUGAAUCAGUGACGGAACCAGACAAGACCGACGGGAGAGCGAAAGGGGAGACCCCAAGGGACCACGUCAAGUGACCAUGACAGUGGCCUCGCGCCACACAGCAGCACAACUCAUGUUUCAGUCCCCCUUCUUUUGUGACCUUUGCUUAUAUCUGCGAGUGGGCGUUCGGAACCCUCAGAGCCACUGAUGUCACAUCCUGUAUUUUCCACUGAACAAAAUAUAAGCCUUCUAUUAUGUUUCCAGAAUGCAUGUGAUACAGAUCUAGCCUGGUGCAACACAGAUUUUUUUUUACAAGGGAUGGUAUUUUUUGGUAAACAUAAUACCUAAGGUUUUUUCAGGCCAUCAACACUGAUGAGUUGAGAACUUGGAACAAGAUAUUCAAAAACCUCUGCUUAAAAUGCAAAGACUUAAUCAAAGAUAAUCUCGCUCGACAUGGCACACUGGUUUUCUCAGACGUCAUGUGUGAAAUAGCCAGUGAGUAUACCAGUGUUUCUGCCCCAAAGUUUCAGUUUGUGUUCUUUUGUUUUUAAGGAGAUAACAUCCAUCUCGAGUGCUCUGUCUUAGGAAGCAGCGUCAGUCAGACAUGUUUGUACCCUCUGCACAAUCUCACAACUGAAACCAGUCCAAUAUUCCUGGCACUAAAAAGGCUGACUUUGUCAGGUGUAUCAGUUGGUCCAGUUGCACACGUUUUGGAAGACCAGCAUGAUUUCUUAUUUUCCAGC
Molecule: messenger RNA, 1791 nt
Organism: Megalops cyprinoides (Indo-Pacific tarpon)
Lineage: Eukaryota; Metazoa; Chordata; Actinopteri; Elopiformes; Megalopidae
Gene: eif4e2rs1
Product: eukaryotic translation initiation factor 4E family member 2 related sequence 1
Exons: 7
Coding region: 227-925 (232 amino acids)
Biological process (GO): translational initiation
Cellular component (GO): cytoplasm; eukaryotic translation initiation factor 4F complex
Molecular function (GO): translation initiation factor activity; RNA 7-methylguanosine cap binding
Source: RefSeq, a predicted model, not a curated record